AUGGUAGUGAUGACUAGCCUGCGGCGCUUCUGUCAGGCAUUUCCCCACAAUGUGCCCUGGCGAAGGAUCCAGAUCCCCGGGCCAGUGCCAAGGCGGCCGUGCAGCCUCUACACCUGCACUUAUAGAACCCGGAACCGAACCCUGCAUCCACUCUGGGAGAGUGUGGACCUGGUCCCUGCGGGCGACCGACAGUCACCCAUCAAUAUCCGCUGGAGGGACAGUGUUUACGACCCUUGCCUAAAACCCCUCACCAUCUCCUAUGAUCCAACCACCUGCCUCCAUGUCUGGAAUAAUGGAUACUCUUUCCUGGUGGAAUUUGAAGAUUCUACAGACAAAUCAGUGAUCAAAGGAGGACCCCUGGAACACAACUACCGGUUGAAGCAGUUCCAUUUUCACUGGGGGGCCAUCGACACCUGGGGCUCUGAGCACACUGUGGACAGCAAAUGCUACCCAGCAGAGCUGCACUUGGUGCACUGGAAUGCAGUGAAAUUUGAAAACUUCGAGGAUGCGGCACUGGAGGAGAAUGGUUUGGCGGUGAUAGGAGUCUUUUUAAAGCUGGGCAGACAUCACAAAGAGCUGCAGAAAUUGGUGGAGACACUGCCGUCAAUUAAGCACAAGGACACCCUGGCGGAAUUUGGGUCAUUUGACCCCUCCUGCCUGAUGCCUGCCUGUCCGGAUUACUGGACCUACUCCGGUUCUCUGACCACCCCUCCGCUCUCGGAAUCUGUCACCUGGAUCAUCAAGAAGCAGCCAAUAGAGGUGGACCAUGGCCAGCUGGAGCAGUUUCGGACCCUGCUUUUCACCUCUGAGGGCGAGAAAGAGAAGAGAAUGGUAGACAACUUCCGCCCUCUCCAGCCUCUGAUGAACCGCACAGUCCGCUCGUCCUUCCGUCACGAUUACGUGUUGAACACACACGCCACCUCCAAGCCACAGGCCAGCCAGGCCGCCUCCUAA
This is a messenger RNA of Elephantulus edwardii (Cape elephant shrew), 954 nucleotides long. It is a transcript of the gene CA5B, whose product is annotated as carbonic anhydrase VB, mitochondrial. Gene Ontology annotation, molecular function: zinc ion binding; carbonate dehydratase activity. Gene Ontology annotation, cellular component: cytoplasm; mitochondrion. Lineage: Eukaryota; Metazoa; Chordata; Mammalia; Macroscelidea; Macroscelididae. The coding region runs from base 1 to 954 and encodes 317 amino acids. The record is from RefSeq and is a predicted model, not a curated record. The transcript has 7 exons.